AUGACGGAAGUCAGGCAAAACAGUUACAUCAGUGAUGACAUGGAAGAUAACAAUUUUCGUGAAGAAUUAUUAAGUUGCGCAAAAUUAUUACAUUUAUCCGGUGAUGAUUCUAUACAAGACCCAUUGUCACAAGUUACGUUGGAACAUUUUCAAAUACAAGACUAUGAAAACGAAUCAAUAAUAAAUGAAUCACCAUCCGAGACUUCACUGUCGCCAUUGGCUGAGAUAAAAAAUCAAUUAUCAGAAAACUGGGUACUGAACGAGGUAGAAGAAAUAAACAAUUUGCUAAAGGAAGUUUUAAAUGAUGCAAAAGUCACCGAUAUUGUUCUUUGCGAAGAAACAUGUGCACAAAAAACUCCUCCGAUGAUGGAGGAACCAUUAUUUUCAAAGCGCGCGCAGAAUGAUGGGUUAUACCCAAUUCCCAGUUUGAAUGAUUUAUCGCGGCAAUUGCCCACCAACGAGAUCUUACUAGAUCCUUUUUUUGACGAUGAGAUUGAUGCCCUAUGUUCACUACACGAAACCCUCUCCCGGGAAAUCUCUCUAGAGUCUGAUGACUUACAAGACGAUGAUUUUGAAUACAUGACUCCUUUAGAAGAUUAUAAAUCUAACUGGUCUUUACUGUAUCUUGAAGAACCUGUAAUAACUAAUAAAAUGAAUCGAGUUGUUGGAAAAAAUAUACCGACUAGCGUAUCGGAUAUUAUUCCGUUAGUGAUGAACGAGGAAGGAAUGGAAAUAAAUUUAAAAAACCAAAAGGAACAGUUAGUACCUGAAGAAAGUGGAGUUAAAGCUCCUUUAGAGAUAUUAAAUGAAUGGGAAGGUACGAACGAAUUACUAAUAAAUAUAGAAGAAAUAUAUAAUUUUGAGUCCAAAACGUUCGAAGGUUUUGAUGAACCCACACCAUUUCGAGAAACAUUGCGAUUAGAACCUGCUUUGAUUCCUGCAAAACGCAAUCCCUUAGAAACCGAUCGUAGGAAAAGAUUGAAAAGAAAUUUAACACCUGAUUCUGUAAUAUCAACUAUAAAAUCCGUUGCACCCGAAAAAUGCAUUUUCCCUACUCAGAAAUUAGAUGAUGCAGCACUCCAAGAAGAUCUUGAUGCGAUAUUACAAGUCGAAAAACCAAAUAUUAAUUGGCAAUCCGUCGUCAUGUGGGAACCAAUGGAUGAAGUUGGAGGGCUGAAAUUUAAAGUUCCACAACUACCGCAUCCUGUCACUUUCAUAAACAAGGCUCCCGGUGGUAAUGAAAGCAUAAAAACAAUACCUACUCGCCUUGUCGACUUCUUAAACAUCCCGAAUUCUUCAAAUUCGGAAUUUCAAAUAUUAUCAUCAUUCGGUGGAUUGAAAGCCUUAGAAUUGGAAUUACACUGGAAUCCAAUUAGAAACGUGACUCUACCAAAACUCGAAGAUGUUAUUGAUAUCGAGCCGAUGACACAGGAAGUCGAACCAUUCGAGGAUUUACGUUGUCCUAGAGAGGACGAUGCUUUAGGGGCCACCAACAUUCAAUUUUAUGAUGUCGUUGAGACUCCUCUAAGAUCAAGAAAAGAAAAAAAAAUUGUUAAACACCAACUAAAGAAGAUGGAAUCAAAUGAAAGUUCUGCUAAUUGGAUGAUCUCAAAACAUAAUUCAAAUGACAACGUUGGCGAAAGUCGUACUGCAACAAUUUCUCAUCAAAAGUCACUCUCAGACAAGGAGGAUUCCUCCUUUAGACACCGUCGUAAUUAUCAACCCACACGUAAGAAACUUAAUCAGGUUUCCGGUGAUUCAGCCGACAUUCGCGAUUUAUUACAAACCAAUGUGAUAUCAGAAAAAUACGAUGCUAUUAUGCAGAACGGAAGAAGCCAUAGCAUUAAGCCGAACCACAUGUCCAUAGUAAGGCAUACACCUACGAUGAGCAAUGAAGAAAGGAUCACGACAUGGCUUUCUAAUUAUGGAAAAGAGAAUAAUUUGAGUAAAGAAUAUGCGCCUAUAGAUAAUGAUUUAGAAGAUUCGCAUGAAAUCGUCGAUUUAACCUGUUAUGAGGUGUCAGGGAAUGAUGAUUCUUCCACCAGUAAGAACAUGCUUGAUAAUACUACUCGGUAUAUCAACGGAUCAAAAUUUUUAAAUGGGCUAAGGAACGUUUCAAUUAGUGAUCAGGAGCCCGAGGGGACUCCAGUGGGCACAUACUCUUUUUCUAUAAAAGACAAUACUCUAGAAAACUAUUCGUCACCAUACCUCAAAGUUCCUCAGAAUUCUUCCACCAUCCAAAAACUCGUACGCAACAUAAGGGAUAGUGAAUAUUCGUCUGCGGAUAGUUCUUUAGACAAUUUGAUUAAUUUUGAUCAUUCAACUGACUUUUAUAAUAAUUUUAAAAACCUUGAUUUUUCGGUUGAGGACACCUCGAGAAAUAAUGAAGCAGAUGUCCUUUCGGAUGAUCAGAACAUUUUUAAUCCUGCGCAUUUCACAGAUUCAUUUUCUGCUUCAAGAUCUAUCGAGGAUUUCUUGUUAUUGAGAGGAAAGAUGGUUUCCAGCAAACGCCAAGAAAUCGAGCCCAGAAAAUGGAAAUUUUCAAUUAGAAACAAUGAUGAACAACAACCUAAAGUUCCCAGCAUCAGUAAUACUCCUUGUCUUUAUACUAAUGAAAAUAUGAUUCCAGAUGAUCGACAUAGUCAGCAGUUGGUUCCUUCAAUUGGGCCCCAGUUUAAAAUAAAUGACAGCAGCGGUCACCAAAAUUUAUCUGGUUUUCAGAAAAUCAAUCAGAUAUAUUCCAUGACAAAGGAUAUUAUCGACAAGCUACCGAUGCCCAUAAAUGUACACAAGUAUAUUAUUUCGGUUCGAAUGUUGGCGAACCGCGGCUUUUUAACUGCCUCAAGGGGUGUCAACUGCAAAUUGGAAUUUGUGGAAAGGGAUUUCGAGUAUAUGAGGCCUUUAUUACUUGAUAUAGAAUCCGAAACUCUUCACGUAGAGUGUGACGUAAUAUUAGAUGAAAAUACCGGUAUUGUCUUUUACCCUCUUAAUUUAAUUUCGCAAGAAAAUUCCGUCCCGAAGAUCGCUCGUACUUUGGUGCGCCUUCACCAAAAAUAUCCCAGUCUUUAUUUGAUCCUGGAAAGUUAUACAUGGAAUCGCCGACCAUCUAGUAACGAUACAGAAUCGCUCUCACUUCCCUAUUUUUUUACCUUACCUGUGCUGAAAGCUUUGGCCGAAUUGCAAAUUAUUUUGACGUGUUGUUUAUAUAAUACGCAUAUAAUGUUUUCCCCGUGUGAAGAAAUUUCGGCAAGGCUCGUGAGAAUGGUGGGCGAAUUUUGUGCGGCAAAAUGUGACGAAGAAAGUGGGAGAAAGGGGUGGACAAGUAAACAGCAAUGGGAAAGCAGGGAUUGGAUGACUAUGGAAGAAAGUUUGCAUGAAAGAUUUUUGUCAUGCCUUUCUCCACUAAUCAAUCCAUUCACGGCUCAAAUUAUUUUGACCGCUACUACACUAUCACAAUUUUUCAAAAUGUCGCACCAAGAACGAGUGGCAUUGGUUGGAGGAUGGAUAGACGAGGCGCGAUUGGAAAAAUUCGAUAUUUUAAUUCAUGAAGAGCUCCUAAGUAAUCCUGGAAACGAUACGGAAAAUCUGUUUUCUUCAGAUG
Messenger RNA from Acaulospora morrowiae, 3601 nucleotides. Lineage: Eukaryota; Fungi; Glomeromycota; Glomeromycetes; Diversisporales; Acaulosporaceae. The record is from the annotation of a GenBank genome assembly.